This is a messenger RNA of Mesocricetus auratus (golden hamster), 1191 nucleotides long. RefSeq names its product siah E3 ubiquitin protein ligase 2 (gene Siah2). Gene Ontology annotation, biological process: multicellular organism development; proteasome-mediated ubiquitin-dependent protein catabolic process. The record is from RefSeq and is a predicted model, not a curated record. Gene Ontology annotation, molecular function: zinc ion binding; ubiquitin protein ligase activity; ubiquitin conjugating enzyme binding. NCBI's taxonomy places the organism in Eukaryota, Metazoa, Chordata, Mammalia, Rodentia, Cricetidae. The transcript has 2 exons. Bases 116 to 1114 code for a protein of 332 amino acids. Gene Ontology annotation, cellular component: cytoplasm.
CGGGCGCUGUGGCGUUGCCCCGGAGCCCGCCACCCGCGGGGCGCGCACCGCCUUGACCCGGGCGGCCCCGCGGCGGCAGGCGGACGCCGCAGGUCCAUGGUGGGCUCGGAGCGCGAUGAGCCGCCCGUCCUCCACCGGCCCCAGCGCUAGCAAACCUUGCAGCAAGCAGCAGCAGCAGCCGCCGCCUCAGACCCCGCACGCUCCGUCGCCAGCUGCGCCCCCGGCCGCCGCCACCAUCUCGGCUGCGGGCCCCGGCUCGUCGUCCGCGGUGCCGGCCGCGGCAGCGGUGAUCUCAGGCCCCGGAGCCGGCGGCGGCGGCGGCGGCGGAGCCGGCCCGGUGUCCCCGCAGCACCACGAGCUGACCUCGCUCUUCGAGUGCCCGGUCUGCUUUGACUAUGUCCUGCCCCCCAUUCUGCAGUGCCAGGCCGGGCACCUGGUGUGUAACCAAUGCCGCCAGAAGUUGAGCUGCUGCCCGACGUGCCGGGGCGCCCUCACGCCCAGCAUCAGGAACCUGGCGAUGGAGAAGGUGGCCUCGGCGGUUCUGUUUCCCUGUAAGUAUGCUACCACGGGCUGUUCGCUGACUCUCCACCACACGGAGAAGCCAGAGCAUGAAGACAUCUGUGAAUACCGUCCCUAUUCCUGCCCCUGUCCUGGUGCCUCCUGCAAGUGGCAGGGACCCCUGGAAGCCGUGAUGUCCCAUCUCAUGCAUGCCCACAAGAGCAUCACCACCCUUCAGGGAGAGGACAUAGUCUUCCUAGCCACAGACAUUAACCUGCCCGGGGCUGUAGACUGGGUGAUGAUGCAGUCCUGUUUCGGUCACCACUUCAUGCUGGUGCUUGAGAAGCAGGAGAAGUUCGAAGGCCACCAGCAGUUCUUCGCCAUUGUCCUCCUCAUCGGCUCCCGCAAGCAAGCGGAGAACUUUGCCUACAGACUGGAGCUGAAUGGCAACCGGCGGAGGCUGACCUGGGAAGCCACGCCCCGGUCCAUUCACGAUGGUGUGGCGGCGGCCAUCUUGAACAGCGACUGUCUUGUUUUUGACACAGCCAUAGCGCAUCUCUUUGCAGACAAUGGGAACCUUGGAAUCAAUGUAACAAUUUCUACUUGCUGUCAGUGAAGUCCCAGGAGCCUUUCACAGCCCUGAGAAGUUAUUUGGGCAUAACGCUCUAUGUUUAAUAAAGGUUUUUUUUAAUA